Molecule: messenger RNA, 524 nt
Organism: Leptinotarsa decemlineata (Colorado potato beetle)
Lineage: Eukaryota; Metazoa; Arthropoda; Insecta; Coleoptera; Chrysomelidae
Product: cuticle protein CP14.6
Cellular component (GO): chitin-based extracellular matrix
Molecular function (GO): structural constituent of chitin-based larval cuticle
Source: RefSeq, a predicted model, not a curated record
CCCAAACGAAGUGGGGGUACUUGAGCGGAAUCAGGAAUAUAUAAAUUUGAAUGGGCAGAAUUUUCUUCAUAUCGUCUUCUACUGUCGAAACAACACCAAAAUGAAAGUGAUCGCUCUUGCCUUAGCUCUCAUCGCAGUAGCUGCAGCUGCCCCACCAGCCAUUAAAGUAGCCAGUGGAGCUUCAAAAGAUGCUGUAAUCCUUCGUUAUGACAGUGACAACAUUGGUGUGGGUCCAUAUGCCUACAGUGUCGAAACCAGUGACGGACAAGUGAAAGAAGAAAGGGGUGAAAUUGUCGACGCAGGAACUAAAGAGGAACACAUCGCAGUCCAAGGAAGGUUCAGCUACCCAGGUCUUGACGGUGUUCUUUAUGAAGUAGUCUACGUUGCUGACAAAGACGGAUUCAGAGCCCAAGGAGCUCAUCUUCCAGUUGCCCCACAAUAAAUGAUCGAUUUGUAAUAUUUUUGUAUAGCCAUCUUCACUAUUUAUUUCCGUUGAUAUUCAACAUUUCCGGUUUAAUAAAAAU